Messenger RNA from Carassius auratus (goldfish), 1244 nucleotides. RefSeq names its product transmembrane protein 69-like. Bases 204 to 959 code for a protein of 251 amino acids. The record is from RefSeq and is a predicted model, not a curated record. The transcript has 3 exons. Lineage: Eukaryota; Metazoa; Chordata; Actinopteri; Cypriniformes; Cyprinidae.
AUUAUUAUAAAUACUGGUAUGCUAACUUGUCUAUCAUCUAAAUUUAAAUACACUUCCGUAGGACUUUUAUAGCAACUUGCUAGGCUUUUUCGUGGUAUGUUGUGUCUGCCUUCGCAUCGCCACAUGCCUUGCAAUGACCUUCUGCUGAUAAAUAAAAGCUCCUCGUUUUAUUUUACGACAAUUUGAUAUGAAAUCAAGGUAAAAUGUUGGCAAGUAGAAUCGGACGUCACAUCCUUCGUAACUUUGGGGGAAUGCAAUGGAGUGGCCUCAUGCAGGUGUCCAGGAAGUUUGCCUGUUUAGGGCAGCGGAUCACUCACUGUUCAACACUGAUUACUAGAGGUUUAUAUGGACAGCUGCACCCAAGACCUGUUGCUUGUUCUGUUCUAGGAACCCAGUCAUUUCACUGGUCUGCACAUAGGCUGAAGAAACGUCCUCCGGAAGAGAGUCCAUCAAGAGAACUCGAUUUGGUUCGUUAUGACAUGAGAGACCUGAAGAAAGCUCCAAAGCCGGCCCUCUAUCUCGGAUUAUCUGGCCUCAUACCUUUUGUAUCCGCUCCUCUACUUAUGGCUGUCACAGAGCUGUAUCUUCCUGAAGUUGCAUUUGCUCAAGUUGCAUACGGAGCAUCCAUUGUUUCUUUUCUCGGUGGGGUACGCUGGGGUUUCGCCUUGCCUGCCGGGAGCCCAGCAAAACCUGACUGGCUCAAUUUAGCCAACAGUGUGGUUCCUUCUCUGAUUGCCUGGACAGCCCUACUUUUUUGCCAUGACAUCACACAGUCUGCUGUGCUUGUGAUAAUGGGGCUUGGGAUAGCAUUGCAUUAUGACCUGUCCCUCCUGCCCACAUAUCCCAGCUGGUUUAAAGCCCUGAGGACCAUCCUCACAGUAGUAGCCUUUUUCUCUUUGAUAGGCACUAUUGUCAUUAAGCAGUAUUAUCCUGAGAAGAAGUAUUUCAAUGAUAAAUGAACUAUGUGCAUUUGCAUCCUAUUCUACAUGUUUAGAAGUGAUUUUGGCUAUUUUUCAGUUUUAAAUUCUGAUAACAUUUGCUUCCUUUUUCUAAAAUAAUAAUUUUUGUUCCCUGUUUUGCAGGUUAUUGGCCAUACAGAUAAAAGUUUUUUUUUCUCACUUUUAAUAUGAAUUCCCAUACUGUAUCAGUUAGAUUCUUUGAAGUAAAAUACUGUGUAAUUAAAACAGACCACAGUAAUGAAAUGCUGAAAUGUUUAAAAUUAAAAUCUGUAUUGUGUGAAACAA